Messenger RNA from Mugil cephalus (flathead mullet), 1610 nucleotides. RefSeq names its product tRNA methyltransferase 13 homolog (gene trmt13). The transcript has 11 exons. The record is from RefSeq and is a predicted model, not a curated record. Bases 150 to 1523 code for a protein of 457 amino acids. Gene Ontology annotation, biological process: tRNA methylation. Lineage: Eukaryota; Metazoa; Chordata; Actinopteri; Mugiliformes; Mugilidae.
AACACUAACAAUAAAAAUAAUAAACUGCAUAUACUGAUAUAAGGUCUUCAAUGAAAACCCAUUGACGGCUGAUUUUCUUUUUUUAUCGUCACGUGACCUCAGUAUUUCCCACAGUUCCGCGGGCUCCUGAACGCAGCACAGUUUACAACAUGGCGGCCCCCAUGGAAGGGAGGUGUAGCUUCUUCGUGGCAAAAAAGAAGCGUUUCUGUAAGAUGAUUGUGGGAAAAGGGAAACUCUACUGUGGAGAACACGCGAACAUGGAGGAGGGGGGGUGCAGCGGGAGGAUCGUCUGUCCUCUGGAUCCCAACCACACCGUCACCAAAGACAAACUGGAGAAACACCUGAAGAGAUGCAACUCCAGACAGAGAGACUCACCGGUUUAUUACGUGGAAAACAGAAACGGUGGAUCAGCUGAUGAAGACGAGAAACUACAACAGGUGAGCUUGUCUGAGCGCAGCAGGACAGAGUUGGAGUCGUUGGUCGUCAAACUGAAGACGGCCGUCAAAGGUCUUGAGUUGGACGUGGACGUUCUGUCUCAUCCUGUCCUACAGGACGAACUCAACAACCCGAAAAACGGAGACUCCGCCCUCAAACACCUGAAGCAGCAGUCCUCCAUCUUAGGUCACCUGGAGCAGCUGGGGCUUCUGGGAGGUGGUCGAUGCUUUGUGGAGUUCGGAGCGGGUCGAGGGAAACUGUCCCACUGGAUCCACGAAGCUCUGAAAACCAGCGAGGGACCAGAAAACAAAGACCUGACGAUGCUGCUGGUGGAGCGCUGCAGCACCCGCUUCAAGGUGGACGGGAAGCAUCAGGAUGCUGGGGUUCAGUUUGAGAGGCUGCAGGUGGACAUCCAACAUCUGGACCUAAGUAAGGUCCCUGUGCUCCAGAAGAAGAAGCUCCCGCUGGUUGGAGUCGGUAAACAUCUGUGUGGAGCAGCGACAGACAUGGCUCUGCGCUGUUUACUGGAAUCACCCAGACACGGAGAGGAGAAUGAACCACCCCAGAAACGCCUCAAACCUCCAGAAUCAUCGAAGGCAACAGAUGAUCCAGAACCACCAGAAUCUCAUCCUGGCCCUGGUCCUGGUCCUGGUCCAGGUCCGGUGCUGGGCAUCGUGGUGGCGCUGUGCUGCCAUCACCGCUGUGAGUGGCGUCACUAUGUAGGACAGCGGUUCUUCCAGCAGAGAGGACUCGGAGCUGCAGAGUUCUCAGCUUUCUGCCGGAUGUCCAGCUGGGCCACAUGUGGUCUCAGACCGGCCAAUCAGGACCAGACCAAUCACAGAAGGGAUGAGGGAGGCCACGAGCCGGCGGAGGAGACGGAUGCUGUCAAUGGGUUUCUGACGGUGUCGGAGCGUGAGGUCGUGGGUCGUCUCUGCAAACUCUUGAUCAACAGCGGCAGACGAGAUUUUCUGGAGACGAAAGGAUUCAACAGCAAAUUGAUUCAAUACGUAGACGAGGACGUGACUCUGGAGAACGUGUUACUCACCUCCAUACCCUCCUCUUGCUCCUCCUGCUCCUCCUCAGAUUAAUGACUCAGACUUUUUGUUCUUAUAAAAGUUUUAUUGUUUUAUUGUCUAAAAUCAAACUAAAAGUUUAUUAAAGUUUGUACAAAGUCA